ACGGUUUUUUAAAUUUUUUUAACUUUUACAUUUUUCAAUUUUACUUUUCAAAAAGUUUAAUAAUUACAAUUUUACCUUUUCCCUUCUUCCUUACACACGUACACGCACGCCACCUCAUAACUCCUUUCUUAUUAUUUUUUUUUUUGAAUUUUUCAUUUAUCUGAUUCUUCCACUCUUCAAACCGAGCUUCCCACGAUCACCAUUAUCAAGCCCUAACCAAUUUCUUCUUCCCACGAUCACCUUCUCCAAGCCCUCACCCACGUUUUCCUCAACCUACAUUGUCAUCCUCCACUAUAUUUUCUCUAUAUAAAUGGCAACCACUAGAAGUGGUUCGAAAUCACCAUCUCCGGCGAAGAAAGUUUCUAAAAAAUCGAAGAAGGCUCCAACUGUUACUUCCAAAGUCGAACCUAAGAUGGGGUUAAAAAAAAUGGCUAAAAAUUUAGUGGCUGAUGUUCCAGAGACAUCGGGCACUAAGAAAAGAGCCCCUCCUGUUAAAGCCGAUGCUCCUAAGACUAAGAGAGCAAAAAUUUCCAAGUCUGCACGCGAUGUUUCCUCAGAUUCUGAUUUUGAGGAUGAAGUGCAUGGUGAGGACCAAAAGCCCAAAGUUGAAUCAAAGGUCCAUGCUAGGACCUCAGUGAAGGUUGAAGGAUUUGACCUACCAAAGAAAAAUCCCCCUAAGGUGUCCUUUUUUAAAAAAAAAAAAUAUUUUUAUUAUUUGUUUUCUGUUUUUUUUUUAGUUUUUUUUGUUUUUGUCCUGAUUUAUUUUGUUUAUAUUGAUACAGGAAUGGGAUUAUAUUUAUGACCAGAAGAAUCUAUUCAUUGCGAAAGCCUUUUCCACUGCUACUUUCCAGGUGAUAGAGAACAUUAAGUCUUGUCUUUCAGAUGUACAGCUUGAAAUGUUUUCAAAAACCUGUUUUGGUCAUUUCCUUAACCUUCCCGGUUUUAAAGUUCAACCCCAAGUGUUUCAUGGGUUGUUGCUCCGGGAGGUUCAGCAACCUAAUGAUGCUGAGUUGUGGGUAAUGAUACACGGUGUUAGGCUUAGGUUUAGCAUUGAGGAAUUUGCAUUGAUUACUGGGUUAGACUGUGAAGGUGACUGUAGUGUCUUAGAUUUUAAGCAAGAGGUUAAUAGUCUUUGUGAAAGAUAUUGGCCAACUUCGUCCUCUAUCACUAAGGAAUCUGUUAGGGAAUGUUUUACCACCAAGAGGUGGGGUGAUUCUGAUGAGGAUGCUCUGAAGUUGGCAGUUUUGUAUUUCGUGGAGUGGUUCUUGCUUAGUGGCACUAAGCAUAAAAAUGUACCCAAGUCUAUUUUAGAUGUUGUAGAUAGUGGGAGGUACAAUGAAUUUGCUUGGGGCCGGAGUUCUUUUGAAUUGACUAUUUCCUCAUUGAAGGGUAAGCUUGAUAGUUGGGUUGAGGGUGUUAGGAAGGCAAGGAGUUCGGGAAAGAGGCCGAGUGUUUUUUACACUUUGAUUGGUUGUCCUCAUGUUCUUCAAGUUUGGUUCUACGAGUGUUGUAAGUACAUGAAAGGUAAGUACUGCCAAAAGGAAAGCUCUCGUAUUCCAAGGAUCACUCAGUGGACAUGCAAUAGUCAACCUACUUUCAAAGUUUUGAAGACUACUAUCUUUGAUGUUUCCAAAGAUAAGCUGCAACUUUCAAAUAUGAGGCCCACGGCUGGUGAGUUCAAAGCUUUGAAACUGAGCAGUUUCAAGUUCGACGCCGACUACAACUCUUACAAGAGUCUUCCUCUUCCCGAAGAGCCAACUGUUGCUCAGAGUGACAUUUCUGUCAAGCUUGAUGCCUUUUCUGAGAAAUUUCAUGGGUUGGAGGUCAAGAUCGAUUCGUUGCAUACUUCCCAACAGAAGAUUUCAUCUCGAUUUGGUUGA
Messenger RNA from Cannabis sativa, 1880 nucleotides. RefSeq lists its product as uncharacterized. The coding region runs from base 897 to 1880 and encodes 327 amino acids. The transcript has 4 exons. The record is from RefSeq and is a predicted model, not a curated record. Lineage: Eukaryota; Viridiplantae; Streptophyta; Magnoliopsida; Rosales; Cannabaceae.